Messenger RNA from Acanthocheilonema viteae, 993 nucleotides. Lineage: Eukaryota; Metazoa; Nematoda; Chromadorea; Rhabditida; Onchocercidae. The record is from the annotation of a GenBank genome assembly.
AUGGCAGGAUUAAAUUCGAAUCCAUUCGCGGAUCCAUUUACGGACCCGAGUGUGCAACAAGCUGUUGGCGGGGGGACAACAGAUCCCAACGAAGAUUUCAAUCCAUUUGCUCGAAAUGCUCAAUCUGCUCCUUCGAGGCUUCCCACACAGCCCGGAACAGGAGCGGCUCCAGCAAAAAUCUCGGCGCCAGUAAUGAGCAAUGAUGAGCUGUUUCGACGUCAAGAGGAAUUGGAACGAAAAGCGCAAGAGUUGCGUAGGAGAGAGCAAGAAUUAGAACGACAGCAGCGAGCUGGUGUUUCCACAGGAAACACCCGGCCUCAUAAUUGGCCACCACUCCCAUCCUUUAUCCCACUGCAACCAUGUUUUUAUCAGGAUAUCGAAGUAGAGAUUCCGGUACAGUUUCAACGCACAGUCACUUUAGUUUAUUAUGUUUUCUUGACCUAUUUAUUGGCUUUGGCAAUUAAUGUCAUUGCCUCUUUUUUUUACGUCAUUUUUGGUAGUGGGCCCAUUGGCAUAUUGGUCCUUGCUAUUAUACAAAUUUUGUUGCUGUCCUCCUGUUCGUUUUUGUUCUGGUUUCGUCCUGUUUACAAAGCAUUCAGGAAUGACAGCUCAUUUAACUUCAUGCUGUUUUUCCUCGUUCUUUUCUUUCACUCAAUAUUCACACUGGUGCAAGCGCUUGGCUUGUCACAGUAUGCUUGUGGUUGGAUUAAUGCUAUUAAUACAUUCCACCACAGCAUAUUCGCAUCGCUGAUAAUGAUUAUAUCGGCGAUUGCAUUCACGGCUGCAUUUGUUGGAAUGGUGUUUGCAUUGUUCAGAGUCCAUCGCUUCUAUCGUGGUGCUGGUUUCAGUUUGGACAAAGCACGUAAAGAAUUCUCUGAUGGUGUUAUGGCCGAUCGAAACGUUCAGCAGGCUGUAUCAGGGGCAGCUCGAGCAGCCGCAUCAGCAGCUACUACACAGGCAAUGAAUCACGCAAUGCAAAGUGGGCGAUACUAA